ACGACAAUAUCAGUUGAGUCAUCCGAUGCCAUCCUUCACUAUGAAGCCGAUCAUCUAAACAUUUUGACCCUCUCUUCUUCUUUCUUCCUUUAUUAUUAUUUUUCUUUUUUUCUUCUCUUUUUAGAGCAAUUCUUCAACUGGCCUGUGAAGAUGAUGAUAGGAGCUUACAAAAGUAGUAGCGAUAAUUUCGCUGCUAGGAUGGAAGAAAAUGCGGUGCGAGAAGCGGCGGCCGCGGGUCUUCAGAGCGUUGAAAAGCUCAUCAAAUUACUCUCACAAAACCACCACCACCAUCUUCAACACGAGCACCACCAACAGCAGCACCAGCAAAAGCAAGAUGAUUCCACCACAUCGGAUCAGAAUCAAAAUCAAGAUGAUUCUGAUUCUGAUUACAAGGUUGUUGCUGAUCUCGCUGUUAAUAAGUUCAAGAAAGUUAUCUCCCUCCUCGACCGCUCUCGCACCGGCCAUGCCCGCUUUCGUCGUGGCCCUCUUCACCACCUAACCGCACAACAAGCACAGCCACCGCCACCGCCACCGCCACCGCCACAGCAGCAGCAGCUGAAGCCGUCGCACGGCUCUGCUUUUACAAGGGUAUAUUCGUCAUCUCAGAUCCAAAGAUUACCACCUCUUCCACAUAAUAACCACCCUCACCAUAGUCAACCCCAGCCCCUUGGUCUACCAAAACCAAUAGAGCGCAAAGAUUCAUCUACUACCAUAAACUUCUCAUCGUCGCCUCCAAUUUCAGCGACUAAUUCGUACAUUUCGUCGUUAACUGGUGAUACCGACAGUGUACAACCGUCGAUGUCUUCUGGGUUUCAGAUUACCAAUUUAUCCCAGGUUUCAUCCGUCGGUAAACCCUCUAUUUCUUCAUCAUCUUUGAAGCGGAAGUGUAAUUCCAUGGAUGAUUCCAAAUGUGGCGGAUCUUCUGGCCGUUGCCAUUGCCCCAAACGAAGGAAGUCAAGAAUGAAGAGGGUGGUUAGAGUGCCAGCAAUCAGUGUUAAAAUGGCUGAUAUUCCACCAGAUGACUAUUCAUGGAGAAAAUACGGUCAGAAACCAAUCAAAGGAUCACCUCACCCAAGGGGUUAUUACAAAUGUAGUAGCGUGCGAGGAUGUCCAGCGCGUAAACAUGUGGAGCGCGCGUUAGAUGACGCGUCAAUGUUGACCGUGACUUAUGAAGGCGAUCACAGCCACCCACAGUCCGUCACCGACGCCACCGUUGCGGCCGCGCUUGUUUUAGAAUCGUCCUAGUCAAUGCACAAACAAAACAAGAGAGAAAAAGAAAGAGAUAAGGGCCUACAAGAUCAACGGUGAAUAUUUGCUAUGAUCUUAACGGUGAAUAUUUGCUAUGAUCUUGGACAAAAAUGGUGGGACCCAGUGUUGAUCGGAUCAGAACCGUCCAAAACAAAGAAGACAAUGAUAAUAUAAAAUAUUUAUGAUGAUGAUGAUGAAGAUCUUGAAGUUGCAUAUGAUAUUAUGUUAAACGUUUUGUCAACGGGUCAACUAAAUGGAAAGUCCAAGGCAACUUCUCGAAGAAGAUUAGAUUGAUUAGUGGGUGGUAUUGGUGGGUUUACGUCAUCUACCAAAUACUGCAUAAAAAAUUGAAACUCCACCUUCUUCUGUCUCUUUUUUUUUUUUUUCUUUUUAUAUAUUUAUUCUUUUGUUUUUUAAAAAUAUUUUUUUGGGAUUUUUUCUCCCAUGCCCAUUUUACCCUUUAACGUGGAAAAAAAAUGAAUUAAAUUGAUGUAUUUAGUAAUGACCAGAGUAUAUUAAUGUUAGUAAAAGGCUGAAAGCUGUGGAUUUGGCGGGAGUUGAAUUAAUUAUUAUAAUAAUUAGGAAAAAAGUCUCUCGUUAUUAUA
Molecule: messenger RNA, 1853 nt
Organism: Chenopodium quinoa (quinoa)
Lineage: Eukaryota; Viridiplantae; Streptophyta; Magnoliopsida; Caryophyllales; Amaranthaceae
Product: probable WRKY transcription factor 7
Exons: 3
Biological process (GO): regulation of DNA-templated transcription
Molecular function (GO): DNA-binding transcription factor activity; sequence-specific DNA binding
Source: RefSeq, a predicted model, not a curated record